AAAUCUCUGAAGAGCCCAGAUCAUGACGUCAUCUACAAAAGGUAAAAAAAAAAAAAAAAAGUUGUGACGUAGUGGCUAAGAUGGCGGCUCCCCUCUCCACGAUGAAAUUUUGGAAGCCGGGGUCUGAGGCACCGGGGGUCUCAGAGGAGCGGGAGCUCAACACAGAAACCACCGGAUCCCCCAUCAUCUUCAACCCGCACACCGCCCUCUCUAUAGAGAAACAACGACAGAAACUCCCCGUUUUUAAGCACAGAAACAACAUCUUAUACCUGGUGGAGAGCUACCAGACCGUCAUCAUAGUUGGUGAGACGGGAUGUGGGAAGACAACACAGAUACCUCAGUACCUGCUGGAGGCCGGCUGGGCGGCGGAUGGGAAGGUGAUUGGAGUGACGCAGCCUCGGCGUGUGGCUGCUACCUCUGUAGCUAACCGCGUAGCGGAGGAGCGGGGGGCCCUCCUGGGACACGAAGUGGGUUACACAAUCCGAUUCGAUGACUGCUCUGAUCCCCACGCCACAAGGAUCAAGUUCCUCACAGAUGGAAUGCUGGUGCGGGAGAUGAUGGCUGAUCCUCUAUUGAAAAAAUAUAGCGUGUUGAUGCUUGAUGAAGCACAUGAGAGAACCCUGUAUACAGACAUAGCCAUUGGUCUACUAAAGAAGAUUCAGAAAAAGCGGCGAGACCUGCGGCUGAUUGUGGCCUCUGCUACUCUUGAUGCCAAGAAAUUCCAUGACUUCUUCAACCUGAACGAGUCUGGGGAUCCCAACAAGGACACGUGUGGAAUUCUGACAGUGGAGGGACGGACCUAUCCGGUGGACGUCUUCUACACUGUCAGUCCUGUCCCAGACUAUGUGAAGGCCACAGUGGAGACAGUGCUAAAGAUCCAUGAGACGGAGGAUGAUGGAGAUGUCCUGGCUUUUCUUACUGGGCAGGAAGAGGUGGAGAAAGUGGUGUCCCUUCUGCAGGACCAGGCCAGGACUCUGUCACGCUAUGGCAUGAAGAAACACCUGAGAAUUUUGCCCAUGUACUCUGGUCUACCUUACGCUGAGCAGCUGAAGGUCUUUGAGAGGACGCCCUCUUCUGUACGAAAGAUUGUGGUGGCCACUAACAUAGCCGAGACUUCCAUCACCAUAAAUGGAAUUGUGUUUGUCAUCGACUGUGCAUUUGUGAAGCUGCGGGCCUAUAAUCCUCGCACUGCCAUUGAAUCACUGGUGGUUACUCCCAUCUCCAAGGCUGCAGCCAGCCAGAGGGCUGGGAGAGCCGGACGAAACCGACCUGGGAAAUGCUUUAGGCUAUACACAGAGGAGGACUUUGAGAAACUGCCUGCCUCCACUGUGCCAGAGAUGCAGCGCACCAAUUUGGCCCCCGUCAUCCUGCAGCUCAAAGCAUUAGGCAUUGACAAUGUGCUGCGGUUCAGCUUCCUUUCUCCUCCUCCAGCUCAGACCAUGGUUCAGGCUCUCGAGCUGCUCUACGCUUUGGGAGGUCUGGACCAUUACGGCCGUUUGACUGAUCCCAUGGGAGUGCGGAUGGCAGAGUUUCCUCUCAGCCCCAUGUUUGCCAAGAUGCUCCUAGAGUCAGGAAACUUUGGCUGCUCCAAAGAGAUUGUCACCAUUGCAGCAAUGAUGCAGAUUCAGAAUAUAUUUGUCAUGCCAACCAAUCAGAAGAAAGCUGCUGCCAGAGAGCAUAGGAAAUUUGCAGUGGCUGAGGGAGACCACCUCACCAUGCUUAACGUAUAUGAAGCGUUCAUUAAGCACCAGAAGAGCUCCCAGUGGUGUCAGGAACACUUCCUCAAUUAUAAAGGUCUGCUGCGGGCUGUGACUGUACGCGAGCAGCUCCGGCGUCUCAUGAACAAGUUCAAGGUGCCACGGACUUCCAGCGAAGGUGACCCUGAUGUGAUCUUGAAGUGUAUAGUAGCAGGGUUUUUUGCCAAUGCAGCCCGCAUUCACCAUUCUGGCUCCUACAGGACUUUACGAGACGAUCGUGAGCUUCACAUCCAUCCCAACUCGGUGCUUUUUGGAGAGAAACCUCCAAAAUGGGUUGUUUUCAAUGAAGUGGUGCAGACGUCAAAAUACUACAUGCGUGAUGUGACUGCUGUCGAGUCAUCCUGGUUGGUUGAGUUGGCCCCUCACUUUUACAAGCAGGCCAAGCAUGGCUCACUGGCCAGCAAGAGGUCCAGGGUCCUCUAAAUCUUGCCACCAUUUCACCACUUACAGUCAGGAAGACUAGUUGAACAAAAAGGAGAAAACCCAUCUCAAAUUGCCACUGUGCCCCUCUCCAUUCUGUUGUAUAUAAAGAUGUAAUAUAUUUAUUGUCCAUGUCCACAUGCACAAGCCCUUCACACUAUGUGGCUAUGCUAGAAUGGGACUGAGUGGAUCCAUUUUUAGUGUUGAUGUUGUGUUUUGGCAGGGAUGUAGUUUAUAUUUGAUCUGUGUGAGUAAAUGAUGAUGAAUGUAAGAUGAGAUCAGGCUGUGCCUGACUAGUGUCCAUUCAAGUGCAGUCACGUAGUUCCUUUCAUUCAUACUUGUACAUAGGUAGAGCAGGCUCAGGUCCAGGGGACGUCUUCUGUACCACAGGCCCGUCCACUCCUGGUUCUCCGCUUUGUUAUUUUUUUAAUUGCUGUACUUUCCUGUUGCAUGAUAAAUAACGGAAGACAAUGGAAUGUGAGGAGAGAUUUAUGGGUUCAUUUUUUUUCUUCUGAUUGAUUUUUUUUCCCCCUCAACACGGGUGCCUUUUUUGUUUCGAAUUGAUUCACUUUAUCUCCAGUUUAUUUUUGAUUUCUUAAACCUUCUGUACCUUCAUACAGAAUAUAGAGGUUUAUGUAUUUUCAGGAAUUUUACUGCAGGUGGGAAUACAUUUCUUUCUCUUUCUCAACCAGCCUCAGAUCCUACAUCCUGUAAUGAUACUGUGAAAAGACUGCUUUACUUUUUGCUCCUUGUUUUCCACCCUGUAUUGCCACUUAACUACAGUCUCGCUCAGACAUAGUGGCCUUGUUACCACUCUGUGCCGGUUUUCUUUAUCGAGCCUAUUUCACAUUUCACUUUCAGAUGGAAUGUGUAAAUGCACCCAAGCAUUGUAAAAGCUGUGAAAUCAAAACUAAAAAGUGCCAUUGGUUCCUGUGAUGAUACAGUGCAUUCAGAGCCUCAAAGAAACAGUAGCAUUUAUCCGAUUUCAGCCAUCUCUUUGGCCAUCGUAGUUGCCUUUCCUCUUACGGUUUCUCUCCGUUUUGAGCAUCGUCGACCAGGUGUUCGGUAAAAUGGCCAGUUAUUUGUGAUUUCUACGAUCCAUUCCUUCUUCUCUACACAUGUCCUACAUUUCUGCUUUUGUUUUUUCUGGGACUUUGUGGUUUAGUUUUUCUUCAGAGGUCUAUGGCUCUGAUAGCGUCAGUGAGCAGUAUAUUAAAGAUCUAUCAUUUCACUAGUAAGGUCACUGUAACUACAUUUUACUUCUUCCUGCAUGGUUUUCCCUAGAUCUUGUUCCUGAGGUUAUUACUGUAGAUUCUGUGAAGCUAUAAUCAAACCACAGAACAACACACCAUGCCGUAGUUAUGUAAACCAACUUGAAUUAGAUGGUUAUACAAAUGAGACACCUUUGCAUGUUAAAUGGUACUCUGAUGUAGACCUAUACGUAAGUACACUCAAGAUCAUCUCGUAGACUUAAUGCCAGUGAAAACAUUUGUGAGAUGACAUGUUUAUCCUCAUUUGUGCUGACACUUUGAGUAUGUAUGACCACCUGUGUAAUUGCUCACCUCAGAUAAAAACUGUCACCUGUCAUUACUUCCUCACAACCUCAAAUAAAGCCUUAUUGUCAUGCACCAA
This is a messenger RNA of Scatophagus argus, 3809 nucleotides long. RefSeq names its product DEAH-box helicase 35 (gene dhx35). Gene Ontology annotation, molecular function: RNA binding; ATP binding. The transcript has 21 exons. NCBI's taxonomy places the organism in Eukaryota, Metazoa, Chordata, Actinopteri, Scatophagidae. Gene Ontology annotation, cellular component: intracellular anatomical structure; catalytic step 2 spliceosome. The record is from RefSeq and is a predicted model, not a curated record. Bases 81 to 2180 code for a protein of 699 amino acids.